AUGCAUCGCCAUUCGCGCACAGCUUCAACUGGCAUUGCAAAUAUGAAGAGACCGCAGAAUACAAAAGCUGCUGCUCAGAGGCUAGCUCAGGUUAUGGCUCAUCAAUCAGCUAAUGAUGAUGAAGAGGAGGAGGAUGACCUUAUGUACGACUACAGCCCUAGAAUUCCGUCUGCUGGAGUAGGACUUGCAGGUGGAAGGCCAACUGGACACCGUUCAACAAUGCAGCCUUCAUCAGUUCGUACCUCUGUAGAACCACCACCAUCUGCUCAUUCAAUAUCAGGUGCAAGAACAUCUGCGACUAUCAACUCUGUUGAACAGAAACUGUCAUCAGCUCGUUCAACUUCCUCACUUCUUGGAUCAUCUCAAAACAAGUCUGCAGAACAACUUUCAUCUGCCUACUCUUCUGGGGCUGGUCGUUCAUCUGAUCCCACAGACUCAGUUGAAGAAGCACAACCGCCAUCUGCUUGCUCUAAUAUUGGAAAAUCAGCUUCUUCUGUCAACCUUGCGGAACAACCUCCAUCUGCUCGAUCUGUGGCCAGUGUCCGUCCAAAUUUAGGAGGCAAGACUGCCUUCAUGGUACCUCCAAGUGUACCUCUGUCAGUCAAGCCAGCAGUAUCUGGAAUUCCAGCCGAGACUCAACCUGAUAAAAUUAGAGACAAAAGAACCACCUCUUGGUAUCUUGACCAACAAAAUUGUCAAAUCCAGCUCUUUUAUGCUGUAAAUGUUUGCAAUUUGAGGACCACGCUUCCAAGUGUUCAUGCAGAGAUAUCUGGUGCAAAAUAUGAAUACUGGUCAUCUUUUUGUCCCCUUCCUGCUGAAGUGAUAUUGAAUGCAGGUCAGAAAGCAAAAGACGAAAACUCAAUGGGUAAGAGGCUGUCUGCUCUGUUUUGCCUGGAUAUCGAACGUGGUCUAAUGGAGCUUCGAAAGUUAGCAAUUGAGACACAAUUGUGGGAAGAAUCUCGUAGAUUGAUUGAUCCAGACUCCAAGUGGAAAACACAACUAGACAUUGAUUUUUAA
Messenger RNA from Fraxinus pennsylvanica, 1017 nucleotides. NCBI's taxonomy places the organism in Eukaryota, Viridiplantae, Streptophyta, Magnoliopsida, Lamiales, Oleaceae. The record is from the annotation of a GenBank genome assembly.